UAAACCAAAUAAUAGUAAGAUUAGAGAGAGAGAAGGAAUACGUAGAAGAGAAAUAGCAGCAUUAGAAGAACAGUUAGAACAAGAGAAGACGGAGAAAACUGAAGUUGAGAAAACUACUUGGCGA
Molecule: messenger RNA, 124 nt
Organism: Racocetra persica
Lineage: Eukaryota; Fungi; Glomeromycota; Glomeromycetes; Diversisporales; Gigasporaceae
Source: the annotation of a GenBank genome assembly